Molecule: messenger RNA, 4479 nt
Organism: Bacillus rossius redtenbacheri
Lineage: Eukaryota; Metazoa; Arthropoda; Insecta; Phasmatodea; Bacillidae
Exons: 4
Coding region: 2844-3929 (361 amino acids)
Molecular function (GO): nucleic acid binding
Source: RefSeq, a predicted model, not a curated record
AUUUACCAACAAUUUUACUAAAGCAUUCCAGCCACACAGGUUGCCAGCGAGAAAUGCUUCUCAUCUGCUGUAAACACCAUCUCCAAUCGUAGAGCUAAUUUAACUCCUGAACGUGCAGAACAAAUUAUUUUUCUGCAUGAUAGAUUGAAGAACAGAAUUUAAUACUCUAUGACAAUCUCUCUCAGAAUUUUUGUGCUGAAAAGUGGAAAUGUUGAAACAAUGUGAAUGUACUUUUCAAACAACAUGAUUUUUGGUGCUCAGUUAGUUGAAGCUCAGUAAGGACUCCAGAAAAAUUGACAAGGAUGAAAUUAUUCCAAAGAUAUGUUACAUUUACACAAACAUAUACGUACUUGUAAACUGUGGUUAUGUUAGUUGGAUGAUAUCAGUUGCUAAUGAACCAAUGGAAACAGGUUAGAUUCAAUGGAAAACAUGUUUUUUUUCCUAGCAGUGCCAAUUAUAAAAGCACUCUGUAAAUAGUUACCCAAAAUUAAUAAGCCCACUUCAUUUUAAUACUUUAUUCAAACAUUAUACCUACUAAGUUUAAGGUAAAAAUAAUUUCCCAAAAGUGUAACUGUAUCACAAAAGCUCAAGCUUCGAGAACUUUCAAGUAAGCUCGCUCGAGCUUGGCUCAAAGUAAAAUUCUUAGGCUUGCAGACCUCUAAUGUAGGUCUAUCUAUUUAGUAGGCUAACAAUGAUAAUGGUUUCUUUUUUUAUUUCCAUAUUUUUCUCAAAAGUUCUCACAUUUUAUUACUCCAUCACAGUAAAUUUAUGUGCAAUAAACUUUAAAAAAAAACUCGAACUCGACUCGAUACUCGCGAGUAUUUUAGCAAACUCGCUCGAGCUCGACUCGAAGUGAAAAUCUUCUGCUCGCAGAAGCCUAGUGUGCACUAUAAUAAAGCGUGAAGAUUGUAGAUGGGUCGAGACUCAAUGAAUUGAGCUUAUUUUAGUUGAUGAGAAUCAAAAUGGCUUAAAAAUAAAGUCAAAGAUGUCAAUAUGUUCAAGACUCAAAAUGUGCUAGAGUUGUACAUGUCAGGCACUGGUGACCAUAAUUGUGAUGUACAGGAAAACACUACGACAAUAGCACAAAACAAACUUUCUCAUAAAAAAACUGUGGUUAUAUAUGCAAAAAUCAACACAUCGUACAUUUGAUAGUUAAGCAUGCUGUAUCCAUGCACUACUAUGGAGACUCCACUUCACACACUAUAUUAGAUUUUUGAAGUGAAAAUGUCUUAAGCAGCACUCAGUGAUUUUUGGUAGAGGCAAAACUUAUGGGUUGGCAUCACUGACAUGCUAGUGACGUGUUGCACCAAACUGGCGACAUGCAGCCACCUGUGUGCAUGUAUACACAUAUAUACACUAAUACAUUGUAUAUACUUGACUGUAUCAUGUUCGUGUUGGAACCUUCUUGGAUGGGUAAAAUCUUGUGAGUUUGCGUCACUAACAUGCUUUAGUAGCAGUAAGUGAAGUUAAAUUGAUCUUGUGAAAAGUUUAAUUUGUAUAUACUGUGCAUUGCCCAGUGAACACAUGACCUAGGUCUGACAUCACUGGUAAUUCAUAGCUAGGUAAUGAAUUUUUACGUAAAUUUGACAUACCAUUGACAUCUGUUGUGACUAAAAAAAUUAUGUAAGGAAAAAUGAUAUCAAGCUGACAUCAUACUGAUAUAAUACCAAAAUCAUUUUCUUACGUACAUUUGACGUAGAAAUGAUGUUAUAUUACACAUUUAAAAACAAAGUUUUAAGUUUUCACUUCUGUCGACAAUCCCCACAACCGCCUUUUCGUUUUUUUCUUUUCUGAUUCCAGAUAUUUAUGAAGAAAUGUUUAAAAAAUAUUAAUGAAGCUGUUAAGUUCCAAGCAUAACCCAGCCGUGAAAAUACAUACAAUUAACUUCUAGUAGUGACCUUGGAGCAAAAAGUCAAGCAAACUUUAAUUAUAACUAUUUGUUGGCCUUAAAAGGAUAUUACAAUGCAUCAAACCUACAUGGAGGAUGAAGCUACCUUUACUACACAACAGCAACAUGAAAAAUUAGCAUUUUAUACUCUCAAGCCUUUGAAACUUGUUCAAUAUCUUGUAUAUCUACAAAUCUCUUUCAAAACUGUGAGUUGUCUGCAGAAGCAAUUAGACUUGACUUUUCCAAGUUUCUCAUGUAGUCAGAAAAUUACACACACCAGCAAAACUGCACACAGUUAACUUAUCUUACAGUUUGUUUAAAUGACUAUAGUCCAUCCACGGUAACCUACUACUUUUUUAAACGAACCUUUGAAAAAACACACCAGGAUGCCGCAUGUUUGGUUCGUUUGCAAAAAUACUUUCCAUCAUAUGCAUAUUAAACAUGCAUUAACACUAAAUUACCGUAUAAUGAUGUUAAAUAAAAUUUUACAAAAAAAGUAACUAUCUAUGUACAAUAUUAUUAAUAUUAAUGAUCUCGCAUGUGUGUAAAUGAAACAGUGAGAGAAGUGGUGUGUUGGCAAUGAUUAGAACGAAAUAGUUCCAUAGCCAAAAUAUAUAUUUUUUGACUUUCCGCGUGUAUUUAAGAAUUUGUUUGGGUAUUUGUUAAGUUUGAACAUUUUUUUAAAUCUCUGGUGAAAUAAAAACGUUAUGUUAACGGUAAAAAAAUAUUACGUGCCGAAACCGUGGUCGCGCAUUAAUAAUGUUAAUAGUCACUUGUUUGUUUUCUCUUUCAGCCGCUUUCAGCAGCUCUUUAAGCAGUCUGCAGUCUGUACGCCAUUUUGCAGUGUGUUUUAAUAUAUUACUGACCGUGAAAUAACGUACAGUUUGUGUUUCAGGAUUUUGUGUUAAUAUUGUGUAUUUUAACUUUGUUAUAUUAUUUAUUAUCUACUAUUGUAAUGAUGGAAUUUGUUAUCGUUUUGAUAUUUUGUGUGGUUCUUGUGAUUGCUGUAAUGGUAAUUGGUUCCGGGAUGGGGAAAGCUACUUCGUCGCAGCGUCAGAUGGACAUCAUUAACGUCGCUCAGAACUUAUAUCUUUUAAUUAGGAAAGGCGACUUGAAGAAAUGUGACGUUACGCAGACGACCGCGUUUCUUCUCAACAUCGCAAAGUCAACUGUUCUCAAGUACUACAAGAAAGACAUUGAAGAAGUUUCAACACCAGGAAAAAAGAGGAAAAAAAGGCCACAGGAAGGAAAGUCACUUGACACAGUCGACGAUUUCACAGUAAAUGCAAUCAGGAAUGCAAUUUACAGGAUGUACGCUGAAGGUUUGAAUGUUACAGUCGACACCAUUUUGAAAGAAAUCAGGGAAAGACAAAUAGAUUAUUAUGGUGGAAGAUCAAGUCUUCAUAAAUUGUUAAAGAAGAUGGGAUUUUCAUGGAAAACUGUUGAUGGACGAAAAGCUUUGAUAGAGAAUGAAAACAUAGUAUUGCAGCGAAUAGAUUUCUUGAGAAAGUAUAAAGAAGAAAAAGAAAGAGGUGCCAAUUUCAUAUUUGUUGAUGAAACAUGGAUUUUCCAGAGAGGCAAGGCAUUAAUUUAUUUGAAAAUUUGUUCUGUGGUCCAAUACAAAGUAUUUCAUUUCCAUUUCAUAUAUUUUUCAGGAACUGUAUCAAAGUCAUGGCAGGACAAGAGUCUACAAUCUGCGAAGAGACGUACUGUUGGAGAUGGUAAAAGGUUUAUUGUUGUUAAUGCUGGAGGGCGCACUGGCUUUGUGCCAGGAGCAGGAUUACUUUUUGUUUCAGGUCAGAAGACUGCAGACUACCAUGGCGAGAUGAAUGGGGAAACUUUCUUGAUGUGGUUUGAAGACAUGUUGGUGCAUCUUGAGGAACCCAGUGUCAUCAUAAUGGACAAUGCUUCAUAUCACAGCACCCAGAUGGGCGAGGUGUGUGGAUCACGUGGAGAAGCUAAUUCAAGCAGACUGGGAGAGAGAAGUCCACAUAGACAGCGGCACCAUUCCUCCACUCAUCAUCCACCUCGGCGAGGAUAGUUCAAGUGAAGACAGUGACAGCGAAGAAUUUGAGGUUACGACACAGCAAGUAGAUGGAGACAGUGAAGUACUGGCAGUUCCUCUUGAUGAUUUACCCGGGUGUUCUUAUUGAGGUCUGUAUGUAAUAAACACCUGGGCAACUGUAAGUAUUGGGGUUUGAAACAUUUUUUUUUUUUUUUAUGCAUUCCCAUGAAGUAUGUUGAUUACUGGAACUUUAUGUAUUAACUUUAUAUUACACGUAUUAUGAAAUGAAUAUUAAAUUUCAUUUCUGGAUUCGUAUAGGUGUAUGUGAAACAUUUUAUUUUGUUGUGUGUCUUCAUUUUUCAGUGAACUUACUUGGAAAACAAAAAGCCAGUCCCCAUCCAGGGCCACAAAUAAAUAAUGCAUAUAAGUGGUAUAGAAAUUACUGUCAAUUCUUCACCACAAUUUUACUGUUCAUAAAAUUAUGAUUUUGUCUAAUAAGUAUACUCAGGAAAAUGUAUAUAACCAUAUUUUUAUUUGUGGCCUUAACCGGCAAAAUGGUAGGGGUUUAUUAAAUAAAAGAAGAAAA